AGUUUUCAAAUUGGCAAUCGGUCCGGCAGCUCCAUAUGGAUUGUUCUAGGGUUGUUGCCGCAUUGCAAACUUUGAUGUUGUAGAGUAUCGAUACGCUUGUCUAAAUAAAUCAGCUGCCGUUUCGGCUGUAUCUGCGGUCUUUGCAUAACAAAAUUCAUCAAAAUUCACUGCAAAUCCGCCAGAGAAAUUCAUUAAGAUUGCUGGAAACGCAAACGUAAACCGAUAACAAGACUAACAUAAUAAUGGGUCAAUAUACGGCAUCGCAGAGAAAAAAUGUGCGAAUUUUGCUUGUCGGCGAUGCUGGCGUAGGCAAAACAUCAUUGAUCCUAUCGCUGGUCAGCGAGGAAUAUCCGGAGGAGGUGCCCCCACGCGCCGAAGAGAUCACAAUACCGGCGAAUGUAACGCCCGAACAAGUGCCCACCAACAUUGUCGACUUCUCCAGCGUGGAGCAAUCGGAUGAUGCACUGGCCGCUGAGAUAAACAAAGCGCAUGUCGUCUGCAUUGUGUAUGCCGUGGACGAUGAUGAUUCGUUAGAUCGGAUAACGUCACAUUGGCUACCGCUGGUGCGGAGCACAUGCAACAGUGCCGAUGGCGAACCGGAUGAGGCACGCAAGCCAAUUGUAUUGGUCGGAAAUAAAAUCGAUUUGAUCGAGUAUUCAACAAUUGACAGUGUUCUGGCCAUUAUGGAGGAUUACCCAGAGAUCGAAAGCUGUGUUGAAUGCUCAGCCAAAACGUUGCACAACAUUUCUGAAAUGUUCUACUAUGCACAAAAGGCAGUACUGCAUCCCACAUCACCUCUCUAUAUUAUGGAAGACCAAGAUCUUACGCCCGCCUGCAAGAAGUCGUUGGUGCGCAUAUUCAAGAUAUGCGAUAUUGAUAGCGACAAUCUGUUAAAUGAUUACGAGCUAAACCUAUUCCAGAGGCGCUGCUUCAACACACCGCUGCAACCGCAAAUACUGGACGAGGUGAAGUCCGUGAUACAGAAGAAUGUGCCGGAUGGCAUAUAUAACGAUGCUGUCACGCUGAAAGGGUUCCUGUUCCUGCACUGCCUGUUCAUCCAGCGGGGUCGCAAUGAGACGACGUGGGCGGUGCUGCGUCGCUUCGGGUACAACGAUCAGUUGGAGAUGUGCCAGGAGUAUUUGCGUCCGCCCUUGAAAAUACCACCGGGUAGCAGUACGGAGCUCUCGCAUCGUGGCCAACAAUUUCUGAUUGCGGUCUUUGAGCGUUAUGAUCGCGAUGGCGAUGGCGCCUUAUCGCCCGAGGAGCACAAAAUGCUAUUCAGCACCUGCCCAUCGGCACCGUGGUCAUAUUCGACGGAUAUACGCAAAUCGUGUCCGACAAAUGAUGCCGGCUGGGUGACGCUGCAUGGCUGGCUGUGCCGCUGGACACUGAUGACGUUGGUGGAUGUGGUUAAGACCCUGGAGUAUUUGGCCUAUUUGGGUUUCAAUGUGCACGAGAACGACAGCCAACUGGUUGCCAUCCAUGUGACCCGCGAGCGUCGCAUCGAUCUAGCCAAGCGGCAGAGCAGCCGUUCCGUGUACAAGUGCCAUGUGAUCGGACCGAAGGGUUCGGGCAAGACGGGCUUGUGUCGCGGCUUUCUCAUCGAUGAGAUGAGCAAGCUGCUGGGCAAGGAGUUCAAGACCAAUGUUGUUCACUGCAUCAACUCGGUGCAGGUCUAUGGCCAGGAGAAACAUUUGAUAUUGCGCGACAUCGAUGUGCGUCACGCUCUCGAUCCGCUCCAGCCGCAAGAGGUCAACUGUGAUGUUGCUUGCCUUGUUUACGACGCCUCCAAUCCACGCUCCUUUGAAUACAUCGCCCGCAUUUACAUUAAAUACUAUGCGGAAAGCAAAAUACCCGUCAUGAUUGUGGGCACCAAAUGUGAUCUCGACGAGCGACGCCAGGAUUAUCUGAUGCAGCCAUCGGAAUUCUGUGAGAAAUACAAAUUGCUGCCGCCGCAUCUGUUCAGCCUGAAGACCAACAAAAAGGAGCUAUACACAAAGCUUGCCACAAUGGCAGCGUUUCCGCGCUUUCAAGCCGCCUGGAUACUGUUCUACAAGCACAGGUUGGUACAGCUAUGGGAAUCGGCAUAUUUGCGGCAAUUUGGACUCAUGACCGAGGAUCCGAAUGUGUGGUUAAAAGCCGGCUUGGGCGUUGCGGCUGCCACUGUGCUGGGCUUUAUAGUGCUGAAGGCGAUAAGUGCAACUGGAACGCAUGGACGUUAAGUGAGAGCGUUGAAUCUGCCAUUUUAUAUUGGGCUAUAAAUGAGAGAGAACUUUGGACACAAAAUUAUAACUGCGCAAAGAAAAAAAAAAACAAAAAACCCAAAAACGUUUAUCAAUUCAUGUUAUUUUUCUCGUUUGUUUUGAUCGUUGCAAUCAAAAUUUAUUGUUAACAAAAAAAUACUACAACGCAAAAUAAGGAUGUUAAAAAACGAGUUGUGUUCUUCAUUCAUUAAAAAACAGCGUCAUGUACAUAAAUAAUUACUUACUUACAGACAAUGGAAAUACAGGCAGGGACAGCAAAUAGUAUCUUCUUACAGUCAAGCACACUAUGCAUUUCUACAAACAUACAUCUAUAUAUAUAUAUAUAAAUACAGACAUACAGAUAUAAUAUAUACUCUUUACUCCCCGAUAAGUCUUAUUUACGUUUACGUUUAUGUCAUAUUUAUGCCCAUUUAGUACUCAGACAUACAUGGAUAUAUAUAUAUAUAUAUGUAUACUUAUAGCGAUCACGCAUAAAAUGUUGUGAUUAACUAGCAGCUCUAUAUUCUAAAAUAUAUAUACUUUAGUUACACACAUACAUAUAUGCAUAUUCAUUUAGCGUCGACACUUGUAAAUACGCGCAAGUCCCAAUGAGCAAUAAAUCUAUUUAAAUAUUUACUUUAA
This is a messenger RNA of Drosophila grimshawi, 2885 nucleotides long. RefSeq names its product mitochondrial Rho GTPase (gene Miro). NCBI's taxonomy places the organism in Eukaryota, Metazoa, Arthropoda, Insecta, Diptera, Drosophilidae. The coding region runs from base 243 to 2222 and encodes 659 amino acids. Gene Ontology annotation, cellular component: mitochondrial outer membrane. Gene Ontology annotation, biological process: small GTPase-mediated signal transduction; mitochondrion organization. The transcript has 4 exons. The record is from RefSeq and is a predicted model, not a curated record. Gene Ontology annotation, molecular function: calcium ion binding; GTP binding; GTPase activity.